Messenger RNA from Zychaea mexicana, 1051 nucleotides. RefSeq lists its product as uncharacterized. The transcript has 2 exons. Bases 108 to 881 code for a protein of 257 amino acids. Lineage: Eukaryota; Fungi; Mucoromycota; Mucoromycetes; Mucorales; Lichtheimiaceae. The record is from RefSeq and is a predicted model, not a curated record.
CUCAGCACACGCUCUCACACUUUGCAUACCCUUGUUUCCUCCUGUUAAAACACACACUUUCUCUCAUAUUUUGGAAAGUUGAUAUAUAAUAUACCCUCCUUUCCCCAAUGUCGACUGCCAACGUACUUGAACCUUCAACGUUAAAUAGACUGAAUCCCAGUUCGGACAUGGUUUUUGUUGCCGCCGUCACUGUAGGCGAAUCCCGAUCCUAUUAUUUUCGUCAAAAUCUAAACACUACGCCAUCGUCGUCGCCAAAAUACAAUGCUCCAAAACAAAUUAUACCAUCUGUCCCUCGUCACCGAAUAAAAGCACCGCCCAACUCAUUCUUAUCGCCGAUCCGGUCCGAAAGGACGCCACCACGUCGGCAAAACAACGAUAAUAAUAAAAAUGCAGCAGAAACUGCAGCAGCAUCCGCCCCAUCGUCACAGCUAUCAAUAUCACCAUUAUCGUCUUGUUCAUUUUCAUCAUCUUCGCCAACACGAUCUGUACAAAAUAAACAGCAACCACAGUUACAAGCAGUUCAAAAACUUCGCAGACCUUAUCCACUGAUCCAUGCAAUUUCAUCACCGGCUUUGCUUCUUCCACUCAAAAAGAAUCGUGGCGACAGCAGACGACGGAAAGUAAGUUUUAGCGAGCAUGUCGUCGUAGUUCGAACAAUCAUUCAUACCGACGACGACGAUAACAUCCAAGAAGAGGAAGAAGACUGUGACGAGGAACAAGCGGAGGAUGGAGGAACAUGUAUAUCUGGUUGGCGAAGGCAUUCGACUGGCUCGACGCCUACUACUCCAUCAUCAGCGUCUGAUGAAGAUCUAGAAAACAACGAAGUUGCAAGGCGACGGCUUUUAGAUGUAUCUAAAUCAUUAAAACGAUUUGUGUUCUGACAGCAAAACAACUGUAAUAAAGAAGAAUGCAUAUUUUAUCAGACAAGUUGGGGCUAGGAUACAGGAGAAGUUUUUAGUUCAAAGCACAUAUUGAUUCUUUUUAUUUGGAUAAGGUAAGAAAACGCCCCAACUUGAGGAUAUGCUGUAUCAACGCGACUAGAUACUUCAGU